Dendronephthya gigantea is the source of this 1991-nucleotide messenger RNA. RefSeq lists its product as uncharacterized. The record is from RefSeq and is a predicted model, not a curated record. The coding region runs from base 613 to 1533 and encodes 306 amino acids. The transcript is spliced from 6 exons. NCBI's taxonomy places the organism in Eukaryota, Metazoa, Cnidaria, Anthozoa, Malacalcyonacea, Nephtheidae.
AGAUUAUAAUCUAAAUAAUCUAAUCCGCACGCGCAAAGCAAGCUGGGAUAACUAUUACAACGUGUUGAACAUAAACAAAAUGGCGACAGAAAGGGGUUGUUAUGCUGUCUUGACCGAUGAAAAAAAACGAAUUCUUUGUGAAUAUUAUGAUAAAGGCAUGACCACAACGUCUCCAUGCAUGCAUGCUUUCAUUGACCAAGCUGCGCAAGAAGCGAAUCUUAGUGUUGAUAAAGUCAAGAAAUGGAUAGGAAAUGAAAGGAGAAAGCGAAAAGCAAGCUCUACUUUUGUAAAUGAUUUGGAAGAGAGACAGUCCAACAAGCCGCCAUCUAAACGUGCAAUCACUGGAUAUAAUCUUUUCUGUUCCCAAAUGAUGAAUUCAGACGAAUGCCAAAUGUUAUCAAGCAAGUCAGCUAAAAUGAAGUUUGCAGUUGAUAAGUGGAAAUCACUUUCAUUGGAAAAAUGUGAAGAAUGGAAAGAAAAUGCUAGAGAACUUGCUAAUAAUUGCACAACAGAGCUAACACCAAAACAAAAAAAGCUCAAGUAUUGAAAGCAAAGAAACAACUAAUAGCACAGUUGUCAUAUUUGGAAAGCCUUGGUUGUGAUGCAUCGGUCAUGAUUUUUGAGCAUGAGUCGAAAGAAAUUAGCCACUAUGGUACUGGCAAAGGUCUGAAGUACCUUAGUGAGAACAAUGAGGCAACAAUAAAGUUUAUGGAAUUUUUUGAAUGCCCGAACGAAAAGUAUUCAGCAUCAGAUGUUGCUGCAAUGUUCAACAGAAAAUACCGUGAGGCUUCUGGAAAACUUUGUGCUCGUGUACCUUACCAUAAGGGUGGGUUUGAGGUAACAGGGUUACCUGAUGGUGUAGAGUUCAAAAAGCCAACUUCCUAUGGUGCUAAUACCAUUCAAGCCAUUAUGAAGAAUUCAGAAAACAUAAAGUUUUUCAUCGUUGAAAAUCAGGCUAGUGACCGUGAAGAAACACUUCAACUCACUUCAAAGCAUUCCCAAGCAUUAACAAAAAUUGUAGACAGUGACAAAAUUGGUAGAAUUUUGUCAGGAGAAACGUCAAUUAAGAAGGACGAUUUAGAAGUUGCUGACCCGGAUUUAUCUGCAAGUGAUUUCCAAGUCCUGAUGACAGAUUUACACAGUCAUUUUGAAAAGGAUGCUAUGUCAGCGCUUAUCGCGAACUAUCAGAGCAGUUUCAGACACAAAGGUUAUAUUCUACCAGUUUACACCGAGACAGAAGACCCAUAUUGGCUUUUCUAUCAUCCUGGGACCGCAACGGAGAUAGAAUCUCUAAGUCCAGAAGACAGCAUUUCAGGAUAUUGGCUGGAUAAAGCGACCUCAAAUUUAGAAUUUAAACUUCUCCAUAAAAAGACAUCAAUCAAAGCCUUAAAUGUGAUUUGUUUUGAUGGCAAUCUGGGGUCGUUGCGGCUGAAGAAACAUUUGCUCCUAUGUAAUCGUACGACAAUAAUUGUUCUACCAGUAGAUUUUGACACUUCAAUUGUGAAGUGUUUGGAGCAUCAGGGAUUUUCUUAAUUAAGUAUAUUGUAGUUAAGAUUUGAAGUUAAUUCAAGCGGCUCUUUGGCAGACUCUGCUGUUUGUAAAUAUCAUAAAGAGAAAUGAGAGCUUCUGAUUGACUGCGGAUGCCACAAGCUCGUCCCAACCCAAAUUUUUAUCGUCAUCAUAGGGAAACACUGCAUUUGUAUUGGGCUUGUAUUUACAAACUAUCUGUUGUUACGUUCAUCAUGUUCUGCUCAAUGUUGUAAUUAAGUAAACCAUGUACAUUAAAGAUUACUUUUUUGAAAUACACCAACAACCGACAUAAUCUAACUUACGUUUGAGUGUGACCAAGCACCCCAAGAUAGGGCAAGGUGAUGUUAGAGUGUUCGUUAGAGCGCAGUUAUUAAAUUAGAAUGUAAAUGAAGCACUCAAAAAUACAUUGGAGUGUGAACAAGCUCUGUGCGUAUGAUUUGUUUCUAAUCUAGUACCCAGUC